CACUCCUUGCCUUCUUCGUCGUGCUCGUGCUUCUGGAAUCUCUACUCUAUAAUCACAAAAUGGAGCUCAAUGUCUCUUCCAAGGCUUUAACCAACACCAAGCUCCCUUGCUUCGCCGCCACACCCACCACCAACACACUCUUAAACCCAUCAAAAUCGCUUACCUUAGCUUCUCACCAUCCGCUUCCCAGAGUUCCACUCUCUCUCUCGUCUACUGAUCCUCUCAAGCCAAGAAAGGUGACAGCAAUGGCCACGGGAAGCUCCAGAGACUUGGAGAUGUCGAACUUAACGGCGUUAUCACCUUUGGAUGGACGUUACUGGGGUAAAGUCAAGGACUUGGCUUCUUCUAUGAGCGAGUUCGGUUUGAUCUACUUCCGUGUACUCGUCGAGAUUAAAUGGCUUCUUAAGCUAUCAAGAAUUGCUGACGUCACCGAAGUCCCAAGCUUUAGCAAAGAAGCCGAGGCUUACUUGCAAGCGAUCAUCGAUGGGUUCAGCGUGGACGACGCGUUGGAAGUUAAGAAGAUCGAGAAAGUAACCAACCACGAUGUCAAGGCAGUGGAGUACUUCUUGAAACAAAAGUGUGAAUCUCAUCCAGAGAUUGCUAAGGUUCUUGAGUUUUUCCAUUUCGCUUGCACUUCCGAGGACAUCAACAACCUCUCCCACGGUUUGAUGCUUCGAGAAGCGCUUAGCUCCGUUAUACUCCCCUCCAUGGAUGAGCUCAUCAAGUCUAUCUCCCUCAUGGCUAAGGAAUUUGCACACGUCCCCAUGCUUUCAAGAACUCAUGGCCAGCCUGCUUCACCUACAACGUUAGGGAAGGAGAUGGCGAUUUUCGCGGUGAGGUUAAGCGAAGAAAGGAGAUAUCUUGCAGAAACUAAGAUUAAAGGGAAGUUUGCUGGUGCUGUUGGGAACUACAACGCUCAUGUUUCAGCGUAUCCUAAUAUCGACUGGCCUCAUGUUGCAGAUGAGUUUGUUACUUCUCUCGGUUUAACCUUUAACCCAUACGUUACUCAGAUUGAGCCUCAUGACUACAUGGCUAGACUAUUUAAUACAAUCAGCCAGUUCAACAACAUCUUGAUUGAUUUCGAUAGAGAUAUAUGGAGCUACAUAUCUCUAGGCUACUUUAAGCAGAUAACUAAAGCUGGAGAGAUCGGAUCAUCCACAAUGCCACACAAAGUGAAUCCUAUUGACUUUGAGAACAGCGAAGGGAAUCUAGGGAAAGCAAACGCAGAGCUUACUUUUCUCAGCAUGAAGCUUCCCGUUUCACGAAUGCAGCGUGACUUAACUGAUUCAACUGUGUUGAGAAACAUGGGUGGAGCUUUAGGACACUCUCUUCUUGCUUACAAGAGUGCCAUACAGGGAAUCAAGAAGCUUCAGGUUAAUGAAGCUCGGUUGAAAGAAGAUUUGGAUCAAACUUGGGAAGUCCUCGCUGAACCCAUACAAACUGUGAUGAGGAGAUAUGGUGUUCCAGAGCCGUAUGAGAAGCUGAAGGAGCUAACAAGAGGAAGAGCUGUGAAUGAAGAAAGCAUCAGAGAGUUUAUCAAAGGUUUGGAUUUGCCUGAAGAAGCUAAAUCUCAGCUUUUGAAGCUAACUCCACACACGUACGUUGGUGCUGCUGCUGCAUUGGCUUUGGCAGUCGAUGAAGCUCUGCACUUGUGACAUUGAUGAUGGUGAUAAGAUUGUGCCGUUGUAUUAUUAUUAUUUUCCAAAUGAAAUGAGAAUGACAAAAAAGUCAACUUAUGUAGAUCAAUGCCUUACACGUUGAGUGAUGGAGAUUCAUGAGAAUAAUCUUGUACUUUUGUGUUAUGUUUCCUCUUUCAGAUUUUGACAUCACCAAAUAAUCUUUGAAUUAUAUCA
Messenger RNA from Brassica rapa (field mustard), 1853 nucleotides. Its product is annotated as adenylosuccinate lyase. The record is from RefSeq and is a predicted model, not a curated record. Lineage: Eukaryota; Viridiplantae; Streptophyta; Magnoliopsida; Brassicales; Brassicaceae. Gene Ontology annotation, biological process: IMP biosynthetic process. Gene Ontology annotation, molecular function: N6-(1,2-dicarboxyethyl)AMP AMP-lyase (fumarate-forming) activity.